Molecule: messenger RNA, 1521 nt
Organism: Drosophila eugracilis
Lineage: Eukaryota; Metazoa; Arthropoda; Insecta; Diptera; Drosophilidae
Product: probable cytochrome P450 6a14
Exons: 2
Coding region: 1-1521 (506 amino acids)
Molecular function (GO): monooxygenase activity; heme binding; oxidoreductase activity, acting on paired donors, with incorporation or reduction of molecular oxygen
Source: RefSeq, a predicted model, not a curated record
AUGUUAUUAAUACUAGCCCUUCUCGGAGUGACCUUUUUUUUGGCCUAUAGUUUUUACCACAAUACCUAUACCUACUGGGCCCGAAAGGGGGUCCCCUAUGAGCCCCCUUUGCCACUAAUUGGCAACAUGCUGGGCUUGGGUACUAAAUAUAAUUUACGGGACGUCAACCAAAGGAUCUACAACAAAUUUAAGGGAAAGACCCCCUUGGCCGGAAUGUUCUUGUUCUUCAAGCGAACUGCCUUAAUAAUCGAUCCGAAUCUUAUCAAAGAAAUUCUUAUUAAGGACUUCCAUCACUUUCAAGAUCGGGGCGUUUUCAACAAUGUUCGUGAUGAUCCUUUGACGGGCCAUUUACUCACAUUGGAGGGUCAAGAGUGGCGAUCGAUGAGGCAAAAGCUUACUCCUGUUUUCAGCUCUGGAAAAAUCAAGCAAAUGUCAGGUGUGGUUGUAGAGGUGGGUCGCCACCUGACGGAUGCCAUGGAUAAGUCAGUGAGUGCCGCCAAGGUGGACGAUGGGGACGUGGAAAUAAAGGACCUCUGUGCCCGUUUCACAACGGAUGUCAUUGGUUCAUGUGCCUUUGGGCUGGAAUGCUAUAGUCUCAAAGAUCCCAAUUCCGAGUUUCGUACCAAAGGAGCUAUGAUGUUCACUAGACCGCGUCACUCAAUGUUGGUGCAAGCGUUCAUCUUCACCAAUACCAAAUUGGCCAAAAAAUUGCGAAUGAAGGUAUUACCUGAUGAUCUCACCAAUUUUUUCAUGGCAGCAGUGAAAAACACCGUAGAAUAUCGCCUAAAAAGUGGAGUAAAGCGGAACGAUUUUAUAGAUCAGUUAAUAGAGCUCCGUGCCGAAAACGAAGAGGCGGCCAAUAAAGGUAAGGGUAUUGACCUAUCAAAGGGUCUGACCCUCGAGCAAAUGGCAGCCCAAUCAUUUGUAUUUUUCAUCGCUGGAUUCGAGACCUCGUCGAGUACGAUGGCUUUCUGUUUAUACGAACUAGCUUUAAAUCAGGAUAUUCAGGAUCAAGUCAGAGAGGAGAUUGAGAGUGUUCUUGAAGGAGAAGAGAUAUCGUACGACACCCUAGCCAAAAUGACAUAUUUAGAACAGGUGGUGGCUGAAACACUGAGGAAACAUCCUGUUCUUUCACAAAUUAUUCGUGAAUGCAAUCAGAGCUACAAGGUUCCCAAUACAGAUAUUGUCAUUGAGAAGGGAACUUCUGCCCUGAUACCUGUGCACAACAUUCACCACGAUGCUGACAUAUAUCCGGAUCCCGAACGCUUUGAUCCCAGCCGUUUCGAGCUGGAAGAAGUCAACUCCCGUCAUCCAUUUUCCUAUCUGCCGUUUGGAGACGGGCCCCGCAAUUGCAUCGGUAUGCGCUUUGGAAAAAUGCAGGCCAAGAUUGGCCUGGUAUCUUUGCUGCGUCGCUUUAGGUUCGACAUUUCUAAGAAAACAGAAGUCCCCCUGAUUUUGGAUACUCGAAGUCCCACUUUGUCCACCAAGCAUGGAAUUCACCUGAAAGUGGAACGUAUCUAA